Messenger RNA from Ananas comosus (pineapple), 1049 nucleotides. RefSeq lists its product as uncharacterized. The record is from RefSeq and is a predicted model, not a curated record. The coding region runs from base 223 to 459 and encodes 78 amino acids. Lineage: Eukaryota; Viridiplantae; Streptophyta; Magnoliopsida; Poales; Bromeliaceae. The transcript has 2 exons.
UGAGACGCAAUUUCAGAAUAUUCUGUAGUUGAGGGGCUCUGUAUACAUUUCCAUGUUUCCAAUGCGAAAAGCCUCCUCUCCCCGCCGCGCGAAACCCUAAUUCUCCGACACACCCUCCACCUCCUCCUCGACGCUCCUACUAUUACUACUCUCAUUACGCGGUGGAGAUCGAUCGAUCGAUCGAUCGAGAGAGAGAGAGAGAGAGAGAGGGGGGCGAGAGAGAUGAGCGGGGGGUUGUUGGGUGCGUUUUGGGGGACGCGGGCGCUGGAGGUGGUGAAGCGGAACAACUCGCCGGGGCUCCUGUGGAAGCGCAUCAAGCUCACCACCACCCGAAAGAACAAUGCCAAGAAGCGCCUCCGCCGCGUUUGGCAGAAUGAGGCGGUAUUGAGGGCUUGCGCUGAAUCAGAAGCACCAAAAACAUCGGCGACGACUGCUUCUGCAGUUGAAGGUGAGCAGUAGCCUGGGAACUGACAAUUAUGCGCUUUAACAACUUCGACAAGCCUUUGGAAGGUCUAAUUUUUAUUACCUCUUCUUUAAUGUGGGCGAAAAUAUCGUUCUUUGUUAAUUCCCCGAAAUGAAAAACAACGUGUUAUGUUCUCGUUUCGAACGACGGAAUACAGAAUGAUUGUUCAUCAUGCCGGAUUUGACUCUUUGCUUCUCUAACCUCUGUUGUUUCGUCAGCAUCAUGCGGUUCUCACGUAUAAAUUUUUGCAUGACAAUUCGUGGAGAACUUCACUUCAGUUCUCACUGUAUGUACUCAAGUGAUCUAGUCUCUGAACUUGUAGAAAGUUUUCAUUUCAGCCAUUUGUUCCAACUUAGUUUGUUUUCGUGUCGAAGCUCCAUUUUUAAGGCAGGUUAAGAUUAGGAUCUCAGCAGACUUGAGCACGAGCUAGUUGGGCUACUUGGCUCAGCCCACUCUGGUCCGGUUCGUCGGGCCGUUUGAUACUAAGAAUCUGUUGUUGUCCCUGUAUAGAAUCUGCUGAAACUUGUGGUUUUUAGGUGUAUUUUUCGUCGAAAUGUAUUUAGUGUUACUUCAGAAAUUAUUUAUA